ACGUGUGCUAGUAUCCAGAAAAUUUGCAGUUCGUUGUCUUCCAUUUGCGAACUGCAGUUGCAAAUUUCAGGAUGGACGAUGAUUGCCUCUGUGGGAUUUGGCCAUACUGCUUUGGAACCAUCUGCAAAGGGAUUAUCGAGCGUGGCUAGAGAAAAGAAAGGACAACAGACGUCGGGAAGAACAGAUGUGUUACGCCGGGAGGAAUCGAUUCGAUUUUCCACGGCAAAUAUUAAAUCCACAGGCAGCCUCGUCAACAUCGCAUUUGUCGCUCACGUACGAAGGUUAAUACCGCCGAAUUCUCGUAAUGCGAUCGAAAGGGACCAAGAAAAAGAACAAACGGACAGAAGAGGAACGAGAAAGGGACGAAUAAAAAGAUCUUCGGUCGAGAAUCGAAAUAAAAUUUGUCCAAAAUGAAUAAACUAUUCUACGGGGCAACGACUUUCGCGAAAAGUUAACGAGUAGCGAAACAAAGGCGACGACGUCGAUGAAAACAAAUGAACCGACGACAAUCUUAACGAGGCGCUAUUCCUUUGCAAACAAAUGGCAAGAUUCGAGGAAUGUCGUCCAUUGGAUGUGCAAAAAGAUCGCGCAGCGUGUAAAUAUCGUUGGAUAGAAAGCGGAUAAGAAGGAAG
Messenger RNA from Bombus pyrosoma, 632 nucleotides. RefSeq lists its product as uncharacterized. NCBI's taxonomy places the organism in Eukaryota, Metazoa, Arthropoda, Insecta, Hymenoptera, Apidae. The record is from RefSeq and is a predicted model, not a curated record. The coding region runs from base 79 to 414 and encodes 111 amino acids. The transcript has 2 exons.